Molecule: messenger RNA, 207 nt
Organism: Haemonchus placei
Lineage: Eukaryota; Metazoa; Nematoda; Chromadorea; Rhabditida; Trichostrongylidae
Source: the annotation of a GenBank genome assembly
AUGGCAGCAGAAAAGAAGUUGGGAUGGAUUGUAACUGCGAUAUUCAUCGUCGCUGACAUGGUCGGGGGUGGAGUCGUUGCCAUGCCGGUGGCCUUCAAACAAUCGGGUCUCCUUGGCGGUAUUAUAUUCAUGGUUUCCAUUGCAACAAUUUUCGAAUACACUGGCUAUCAAUUAGGUAAAGUAUGGUGUAAAAUGAUGCAAAGGUGA